This is a messenger RNA of Babjeviella inositovora NRRL Y-12698, 1131 nucleotides long. RefSeq lists its product as uncharacterized. The coding region runs from base 35 to 1027 and encodes 330 amino acids. NCBI's taxonomy places the organism in Eukaryota, Fungi, Ascomycota, Pichiomycetes, Serinales. The transcript has 2 exons. Gene Ontology annotation, molecular function: nucleotidase activity. The record is from RefSeq and is a predicted model, not a curated record. Gene Ontology annotation, biological process: nucleotide catabolic process; pyrimidine nucleobase metabolic process.
UUCACGCUUAACGCUGAACUCUAAUAAGAAAUCCAUGCAUGCCUUCAUUUUGGUCACUGUUGCACCGCCACCGGAACUUCGCGGUAGGACAUUGAAAUUCGGCCUUGGCUCGCUUUCAUCUUUCCUAAUUACAUAUAUUAAGUGUCCAUUCCCGACUGUUUUAGUAGACCCCAACACUAUAAUCCCAUUUGCAAAACCCCUUCCAUAUAUAUACAGUGGAAAUAUCCAAAUCACUGUUCCAUACCCAGGUUCCCAGGUGUUUUUACCAUACGGCUUCGGCCCAGCUCCAGUCCUCACCGAUGCCCCAGUUUUUUACUUUGACAUUGAUAACUGCUUGUACGAUCUCUCACUCGGAGUUCAUGGUUUAACUCAGGUCCUUAUCCAUAAAUACUUUAAGGAGAGAUUGAAUUUGUCUGACACCGAAGCUCAUAACUUGCACAUGGCCUACUAUAAGACAUACGGUCUCGCCGUUGAAGGUUUGGUAAGAAAUAACCAGGUUGACGCAUUGGAAUACAAUGCCAAGGUUGACGACGCCUUGGCCUUGCACGGACUUAUCACCCCAAAUCUUAAGUUGAGAGCUAUGUUGCAAGCUCUUAAGGAAUCAGGAAGCUGCCGCAUGUGGUUAUUAACCAACGCAUACAAGAACCACGCUUUGAGAUGCAUUUCUCUCUUGGGGUUAGGUGACUUGUUUGAAGGCUUGACCUUCUGUGACUAUUCCCAAACGCCAAUUGUCUGCAAGCCAAUGACAGGCUACUUCACGAAUGCGUUUGCGAAGUCUGGGUUGAAGGCAACUGAGGAAACUUUGGCAAACACUUAUUUUGUGGACGACUCGGCUUUAAACUGCAAGGCUGGUGUGGACUUGGGUAUGGGCCAUGUAGUGCACUACAUCGAAAGAGAUGCGGAUUAUGAGAAGGUGAUCAACAGCGAUGAUUACACAAAGUACUACAAGGCUGGUGGCAGAACUAACGGGAUCAAGAUCGUCAGAAACAUUCUCGAAAUUGAAACCGUUUGCUCUGAGCUUUUCUAAUUGAAGCAGAGUAGAUUGGCUUGUAAAAUGCAUGCGACGUAAAUUUUAGAUAUUAAUAAAUGAAUAUUCGAAAAUCCGGGCGAAAUGAUAUAAAGGGCAGCUCA